Naegleria lovaniensis is the source of this 1410-nucleotide messenger RNA. RefSeq lists its product as uncharacterized. The record is from RefSeq and is a predicted model, not a curated record. The transcript has 3 exons. Lineage: Eukaryota; Heterolobosea; Eutetramitea; Acrasida; Naegleriidae. Bases 1 to 1410 code for a protein of 469 amino acids.
AUGUCUGAAAAACAAACCGGGUCAUCAUCAUCGACGGCUCAUCCACAAACCAUCGCCUGCACACAAAGCGGCAACAUGUGCACGGAGGAAGAAGAAGAAAAGAGGUUGCAACACUACUUUCAGAAAUUUUACAAGACAGAUAAACGACAUCGAAUUGAUUUACAGUGGUUUGGGCAUCCGAUUAGCAAUGACAUGAACCGUCCGGUGUUAGUUGAUAUUCUGGUCUCUAGCAGAAAAUUAAAAAACGAAGAAACAUCACCAACGGAAGUACUUUUUAAAACUCAUUCUUAUGAAAUCAAAUUGAUUCCAAACGAACAUUUCUUUGAAUGGAACGGAGGAAGAAAAAGUGGCUACACUGUCGAACUGAAAUUAUUCAAAAAAGUUGUGAACACAAGAAAGAAGAAAGAUGAGGACUCUCAAGACUCUUUCGCAGAACACACUGAUUGUGGAGUUCCUCUUAUUAGUUACACUUUUACAGAAGAUGUUUUCUCUAACACAUGGAUUUUAAAUCUAAUAUGGCCUGACGAGAAAACAAAGAUCUCAUUUAGGGGUGAUUUUUUCUUUUCUGUUUCUGUAUUCAGAAAGGUUGAUGCUGAUACAUCAAGAAGAAUAUUCACACGAGUUUCAAGUAGAUUUAAGAUUGUAUCUAAACCUGGUGUGUACUUAAAUAAGAAGAGAAAAAAGAACGUUGAUGAAGAAGAAGAUGUAGAAGGAGACUCGGAGCUCUUCAAAAAGUUACCGCCACCAUCACAUUUUAUCCCAACAAAUCCUUCAACUACCUUAUUUGCGAACAAUUCUAUGGUCAAUUUAUUGCCAAACAUGGACAUAUCUCACAACUCAUCCCUUGUAAAUCAAUACUAUCAACAGGUAGUGUUCGAACAUGUGGCACAAUCCAACCAGCAUCCAAUAAUUUCAUUCUUCCCACCACCACCAGCAUCAGCUUCAAAUAGUGCUGCUCUUCCAUUUCCACCAAAAUCAUCAACACAAACAAAUCAAUUUUUUGGCGAGCAACAGCAAAAUGUUAUGCAACCUCCUAAAUUUUCACUGGAGAAGACUCAAGAUUUAUUUUCAUUCACACAAGCAUCUCAAUUAGCUGCUUCACAACACACCAGUACACUACUACCAUCACUCUCAGAUCUAGGUAAUUUGACAACACCAAUGAAAACCGAGCAAGAAGAGAAUCCUUUUUCUCCAAUCACACCCAGCACUCCAAUCACUCCAUUAGGUAUCUUUGGAACUCAUCAACCAACACCACAAAAAGGUGUUCUAAGCCUUAAUUUUUCACAAGAGGUUCCAACAAGCAACACUCAAGAUCCUUGGAGUUUCUUCAAUUCUCAAGAAGAGAUCAUGCAAGACUCAAAAAAGGAUGACUUUUAUUACAAAAUGUUAGCCGACGAAAAACGUGUAUAA